Rhododendron vialii is the source of this 2278-nucleotide messenger RNA. RefSeq names its product pentatricopeptide repeat-containing protein At5g61370, mitochondrial. The record is from RefSeq and is a predicted model, not a curated record. The transcript has a single exon. Gene Ontology annotation, molecular function: protein binding. Bases 450 to 1904 code for a protein of 484 amino acids. NCBI's taxonomy places the organism in Eukaryota, Viridiplantae, Streptophyta, Magnoliopsida, Ericales, Ericaceae.
GGUGUGGACCAUCACGUGGCGGUGCUCCAAGACCACAUGCAUAAUUUAUUUUGGAAAAUGAGAUUGGAGUAAACUCCUACCGAUUGGACAUCUUUUUUACCUAAUCCCCAUUUUUCGGACAGCGUAGUCAGGAUUUUGUUUGUUUUGGAGUCGGACAUGCGAUAUUAUCUGGGUUGCUAUACAGUGUAGUCUACUUGCUGGUCGUUGGACCAAAGAAGAUUCUUGCGCGAGCAAUCGCACAAAAGACGCUUGCUUGUUCCUAUUCUUGUUAGGUGUGAAGAAAGCAGCAAAAGAAAGCAAGAAAUUCAGGCACUUUAUCAGGGGUCACACCAUCUGUUUGAUAAAAUUCCCCAGACAAUGUGCUAGUUCUGUGGGUUUUCCAAAGUUCUUGUACUUUUCAUGUUAAGUUGUCAAUUGCAUGACUUGUUCACUGAGUUUCUUUGGAAGAGAUGCUAUUCUUAUGGAAACCGACAUGGCGAAGUUUGACGCGGCUGCAAACUAUCAGUGCCUGGAAGCCCACGCAACGUUUUCCGCCACUCUACUGCACAAUGCCACCAACCCAUUUGCAUACAGAUAUCCAAGAGCUAUGUAGUGUUGUUUGUAGGAGCUUUGGGGGUUUAGAUGAACUGGAAGCGAGUCUUGAUAGAUUUAGCAUUCCUCUCACGUCAUCCCUUGUUACCCAAGUCAUUGAUUCUUGUAAAAAUGAAGCGCCCACUAGGAGACUGUUAAGGUUCUUCUUAUGGUCACACAAAAAUUUAGAUGAUAAGCUGGAAGACGCGGAUUAUAACCAUGUGAUUCGGGUGUUUGCAGAGAAUAAGGACUAUAGGGCAAUGGAGAUACUAACAUCGGAUCUUGGCAAGGAAGGUCGGAAGAUGGAGACUUGCACAUUUAGUGUUGUAGCUGAGGCAUUGGUUAAAUUGGGUAGGGAAGAAGAGGCAUUGGGGAUUUUCAAGAACUUGGACAAGUUCAACUGCCCACAAGAUAGAGAUACAGUCACAGCUAUUGUUAGUGCCCUUUGCUCCAAAGGGCAUGCUAGGAGGGCUGAAGGGGUUGUUUCCCACCAUAACAAUAAGAUUUCAGGUGCAGAGCCUUUGAUUUAUAGAAGUCUACUAUAUGGGUGGUCGGAGAAGGAGAAUGUUAAGGAAGCACGGAAAAUUAUCAAAGAGAUGAAGUCUCUUGGUUUUACGCCAGACCUCUUUUGCUAUAAUACAUUCCUCAGGUGCCUUUGUGAGCGAAAUUUGAAAUCGAAUCCGUCAGGUCUUGUUCCUGAAGCUUUGAAUGUGAUGAUUGAAAUGAGGUCUUAUCAGAUUAGCCCCACCUCAGUCAGUUAUAACAUAUUACUCUCUUGUUUGUGUAGGACACGAAGGGUCAAAGAAUCUCUUCAAAUUCUCAAUAUAAUGAGGAGUUCAGGUUGUUUUCCUGAUUGGGUUAGCUAUCAUCUUGUUGCAAGAGUCCUAUAUUUGACAGGUAGAUUUGGGAAAGGUAAGCAAAUAGUCGAGAAGAUGAUAGAGGAUGGGUUGGUGCCCAAACGAAAGUUUUAUUAUGACCUAAUUGGCAUUCUGUGUGGAGUUGAAAGGGUGAAUUAUGCUCUUGAGCUGUUUGAGAAAAUGAAGAAAAGCUUUUUAGGUGGCUAUGGGCCUGUUUAUGAUUUGCUUAUACCAAAGCUUUGUAGAGGAGGAGAGUUUGAGAAGGGCAGAGAGCUAUGGGAGGAGGCAACGACAAUGGGUGUCACUCUUCAGUGUUCAAGAAAUGUGUUGGACCCGUCAAUCACUGAGGUGUUUAAGCCAGUGAGGAAGGUGAAGGAAGAAGUUAACCUCGUCGACCACACACCUAGAACCAAACCCCGCGUAGCAAAGACUAUCAGAAAGAAUUAUAAGGGUAAAAGCAAAAAAAGAACAAAAUAAACGCUUCUCGUACUUACUUGAUAUUUGACAUCUUCCUCAUUGUUGCUCUUUCAUUGAGCUUCAUUCUUCUUAGCAUUUUUCUAUUUUCCUCAGCUUUUUUAUCCCCUUGAGAUCCCAAGUAACUUUAAUGGUGUUUUAUUUAUAUUAGGAUAUUGAGUCUCGCAUGCUGACUCUUAAAAGAAAAUGUCAUGUUUUCAUCGAUAACUGACGAAUGUCAUUUUUUUGUUGUUGUUGUUGUAAACGAAGGGAUUGGUGUUCACAGCUUUCUGCAGUUUAAGAUCUCAAAACAAGCAUGUUGAUGUUAGUAUGAUCAACGGAAUCCCUGAACGCAUUCCUUUCCUCAGUUCCUGUUUCUUUCAUCCUGCUGGCAUAAU